Molecule: messenger RNA, 1635 nt
Organism: Arabidopsis arenosa
Lineage: Eukaryota; Viridiplantae; Streptophyta; Magnoliopsida; Brassicales; Brassicaceae
Source: the annotation of a GenBank genome assembly
ACACACAAUCCAAGAAAACCACAAAACUUGAGAGUUCCUCAUUGAGUUAGAACCGGUAUGGCUUCCGAAAAUUCCCACCAAGUUCAUCCUCCUCUUCACUUUAUUCUUUUCCCUUUCAUGGCUCAGGGCCACAUGAUUCCCAUGGUUGAUAUUGCAAGGCUCUUGGCUCAGCGCGGUGCAACAGUAACUAUUGUCACGACGCGUUAUAACGCAGGGAGGUUCGAGAAUGUCUUAAGCCGUGCCAUGGAGUCUGGUUUACCCAUCAACAUCGUGCAUGUGAAGUUUCCAUAUCAAGAAUUUGGUUUGCCAGAAGGAAAAGAGAAUAUAGAUUCGUUUGACUCGAUGGAGUUGAUGGUACCUUUCUUUAAAGCGGUUAACGUGCUCGAAGAUCCGGUCAUGAAGCUCAUGGAAGAGAUGAAACCUAGACCUAGCUGUCUAAUUUCUGAUUUGUUGUUGCCUUAUACAAGCAAAAUCGCCAAGACGUUCAAUAUACCAAAGAUUGUUUUCCACGGCAUGGGUUGCUUUUGUCUUUUGUGUAUGCAUGUUUUACGCCGAAACCUUGAGAUCUUGAAGAACUUAAAGUCGGAUAAAGAGUAUUUCCUGGUUCCUAAUUUUCCUGAUAGAGUUGAAUUUACAAAGCCUCAAGUUCCAGUGGAAACAAAUGCAAGUGGAGAUUGGAAAGAGUUCUUGGACGAAAUGGUAGAAGCAGAAAACACAUCCUAUGGUGUGAUCAUCAACACAUUUCAGGAUUUGGAGUCUGCGUAUGUCAAAGACUACACGGAGGCUAGGGCUGGAAAAGUUUGGUCAAUUGGACCUGUUUCCUUGUGCAACAAGGCAGGAGUAGACAAAGCAGAGAGAGGAAACAAAGCGGCCAUUGAUCAAGAUGAGUGUCUUCAAUGGCUUGAUUCUAAAGAAGAAGGUUCGGUGAUCUAUGUUUGCCUAGGAAGUAUCUGCAAUCUUCCUUUGGCUCAGCUCAAGGAGCUGGGGCUAGGCCUUGAGGAAUCCCGAAGACCUUUUAUUUGGGUCAUAAGAGGUUGGGAAAAGUAUAAUGAACUAUCUGAGUGGAUGUUGGAGAGCGGUUUUGAAGAAAGAAUCAAAGAGAGAGGACUUCUCAUUAGAGGGUGGGCACCACAAGUCCUUAUCCUUUCACAUCCUUCCGUUGGAGGAUUCUUGACACACUGUGGAUGGAAUUCGACUCUCGAAGGAAUCACCUCGGGCAUUCCACUGCUCACUUGGCCUCUGUUUGGAGACCAAUUCUGCAACCAAAAACUGGUCGUGCAAGUACUAAAAGCUGGUGUAAGUGCUGGGGUUGAAGAAGUCAUGAAAUGGGGAGAAGAGGAGAAAAUAGGAGUAUUAGUGGAUAAAGAAGGAGUGAAGAAGGCAGUGGAAGAAUUAAUGGGUGAGAGUGAUGAUGCAAAAGAGAGAAGAAGAAGAGCCAAAGAGCUUGGAGCAUUAGCUCACAAGGCUGUGGAAGAAGGAGGCUCUUCUCAUUCUAACAUCACGUUCUUGCUACAAGACAUAGUGCAACAAGUGCAAUCCAAGAAUUGAUUGUAUAUCUCGUUAAUGUUCUUAGUUCAAUCAUUGUUCGUUCAUGUAAUAUCUUUUAAAGUGGGUCAAUAAAUUACACAUUUCAUC